AUGUCAAAUCAAUAUAAGGUUCCCCCGACACCGCGUGUGAUCUCGCCGUCACCGACUCCUUCAGAUCUCUCAGAGUCGAGAGAGCACAUCUCAGAUAAAGGGCCGCUCGCGUCUCCUCCGGCCAUCCCGGAAGAAGAGGCCGUCCACGACGAUGCAUCCAGCUCAGACUCUAGCUUGAACAAACGGUCCCGAGCCCGAUCUCGAAGCCCGAUGGUGCUCUCGUCUUCUGUGCAGCGCAGGCGCAAAUCCAACGCUGGAGUUGUUGGCGAAAAGGCUGCGCCUGUAGCCAACGGACACACGUCGGCAAAUGGCCAUCUAUCACCAUACUCAAGCGCCCAGGACAGCUGGCGUGUCAUUUCGCGGUCUCCUUCGCCCCUCGGCUUGAUUCCUCUCCAUUCUCAUUACAGAACCUUUAUCCAUCGCCAUGAAAUUCCACGGAAACUGCUACACGUUUCUAUCGGCUUUGUUGCCCUCGACUUCUUCCGCCGGGGCGUGCAAGCAAACCAGUUAACACCCUGGCUUUUCUCUGCCUUUAUUCCUAUUUCGGCAACAGAUUUCCUACGCCACCGAUUCCCGGCUGUCAAUAAGUUCUAUAUUCGCUGUCUUGGGGCCUUAAUGCGCGAGACUGAAGUGUCGGGCUUCAACGGAGUGAUCUGGUACAUCUUGGGCGUCGUUAUCGUCCUUCACUUCCUCCCCAAGGAUGUUGCCAUGGUGUCUGUCCUGCUUCUUAGCUGGUGUGACACAGCUGCCUCCACGUUCGGUCGUCUCUACGGUCGCUAUACACCACGUCUUCGACGUGGAAAGAGCUUGGCUGGCACGCUUGCUGCAUGGGUUGUUGGUGUGAUGACCGCGGUCGCCUUCUGGGGAUACGUCGUUCCCGCAGUAGGAUCAUUCCCUAACGAUCCGGAAGAUGCCAACAUGUUUUCUGGCUCUAUCCGGCUUCUGCCCUCCGCUGCAACUAAGCUGUUGGAGUGGGUUGGCCUCCCAAGUCCUACCUCCGAGAGCUCCAUCGUCUCUGGCCCACUUGCCCUUGGAAUUGUUAGCUUGUGGACCGGGGUUGUUGGCGCCGGGAGUGAGUUGAUCGACCUUUUUGGCUUCGACGAUAACCUGACUAUCCCACUUCUGAGCGGAAUUGGGCUAUGGGGUUUCUUCAAAGUCUUUGGUGCCUAA
Nannizzia gypsea CBS 118893 is the source of this 1170-nucleotide messenger RNA. RefSeq lists its product as hypothetical. Gene Ontology annotation, biological process: phosphatidic acid biosynthetic process. The record is from RefSeq and is a predicted model, not a curated record. Gene Ontology annotation, cellular component: endoplasmic reticulum membrane. Gene Ontology annotation, molecular function: ATP-dependent diacylglycerol kinase activity. NCBI's taxonomy places the organism in Eukaryota, Fungi, Ascomycota, Eurotiomycetes, Onygenales, Arthrodermataceae. The transcript has a single exon. The coding region runs from base 1 to 1170 and encodes 389 amino acids.